AAGUGGCACUGUUAGCUUGAACAGCAUCAGACAGGACCAUACCCUAGGAUUGAGGACGUUCAUCUGAAAGCACUGGAGGAAGUGUUUCAGUUUUGUCCACGGUUCCAGAUAUUGUGUAAUGGAGUACUGGGCUGGGAGUCAGGGGCAGCCACCCUUGUAUGCCAAAUUUGGAACUGUUCCUGGGCGCAACUACAUACACGUAUAUCAUGAUAAGCAUCAGGCAACAGGUUUCCAGUCAUAUCAGUCUGAGAGGCAAGAUCGAAGCAGAGAGCCCAACUGUUGGACUAUCCCAGGAUCCAGGACUGGAGGUGUUCUGCAGGACUACACAAACUGGACUGACUCAGACCUGUCUCCCUCUGCCUCACAUUUCCCUUUCACGCUAGACAAUCAACCUCGACAACUUCAGGGUAUGAAAGAAUAUCAGGCUCAUGAGAAAAGGGAGAGAGAAUGGGUCGCAGAAAAGGCUCACAGAGCUGCAAGGGACAGGGAAAGAGAAAGGGAGUGUGAGAGGAGAAUACAGAAGGAGGGCUGGCAGAGGAGGUGGGAGUCUUGUAGUCCUGUCCACUACAGGAGGGAAAUUGCGAAGAGGAGUCUGAGUGACAGCAGUUAUCGGGAGCUGGAGGCCUGGGCAGCUCGUUACAGCCACUCGCUCCCCAGGAGAAGGAGGAUGGAGGCGGAGUUGUGGGGGACUGCCCAGGGGUCUCCAGAAAGUGAAAGGGUACUGGAGAGGGGUAGUAGAUGUGCAACUGAACCAAGAGCAAAUGAAAUCCAUUUGCCAGGAUUAUCAGCCCAAACAAGGGAAUUGGGACAUUUGGAAAGAAGGGACGCGCAGCAAUCUGUCAACCAUCGUUUUUCACAGCCUCUUGUCCCAGAAACGACCUACAUUUCAGACACCAAGGAGAAUGAGAUAAAACAUCCCAGGAGGAUGUUUAGUACACCUCCUGGCUAUAUGCCACCUCCACCGUAUAAUACCCCACACAAUAUUUCACCAGUACUCCCACAUGCUGAAAGGUAUAACACUGAGGAAAUCAUGGCGUUUGUGAGUCCUAGUUGUGAGUCUGGGACCCAUAGUCCUGCAUACUGUUCACAGACCAUUCUGAAGAAGCAGGCCUCUGUUGAUUGUCCCAGUGAGAAGGGAGGACAGGAGGAGUUGACCGGACCUGCAUGGCUCAGUCAUCAAGGACCAGCUGCAGCUGAUCUACCAUGGUUAGACUCCCCUCCUCAGAAUAUAGUACCAAUUGAGUUAAAUCCACGCAACUCAUCCUUGAAGCAGGAGCUAACUCAACCGUGUCAGGAAACAUAUCUUAAUGAUGGUCCCACAGAGGGAAGGAGACUUAGCUUAAAGAAAAGGAGAAGAGGAGGUGAGACCAUAUUUUGUCUUGUAUCCAGAAUGGAAGGCAUGGAAAAAAACUCAAGUUCUCCGGAAGAACCACUGUCCUUGCCACUCUUGAAUCCUUCACCGUUGGUAGGCAUACCAAGCACAGAAUUAACAGAGGGCAGUAGAAGCCCGGGGGAAUUCACUGACAAAAAUGAAUUACAGAAACUUGCAGAUGAAGUGGAUUCUGGUACACCAUCACUUCAACUUGACUCAGAUGUUCCAGCUCACCCCUCUUCCCUGAAAAAAGAAAGCAAUCUCAAACUGAAGGGUUCUGACUGGAUGAACAGCCAGCAAGUUGCUGCUCACAGGGAGGAGCUGCUUAGGGUCAUUAAAAACAGAACAAAGUUUUCUGAAUGUGACAGGAAGAGCCAAAGCUUUUCCGAUCCAGCAGACAAAAAUAUUGGCCUCCAAGAAAACAAAUAUUUGCAUAGCUCUUCCUCUCCUAUGUCUGAAAGAAGGUCAGUUCAGCCACUGACUUCUGCUUCAGUCAAAUACCCCUUGUGGAGGGAACCUAACUAUGUGGGCAGAUUAGAAAGUGACAGUUCUUCUCCAUGUUGUUCAAAGGACAGCUGGAAAGGUAAUGAGUUAGGGAUGGAUCUGAGUAAUGAUCAGAGACAAAAAUCUGAUGUUGGAAAUCCUAUUGACAUUGAGGUUAAAAGACUAGAGAUUAAGAAGGACAAAGACUCUGAAAACAGUAGUGGAAUUUUAGUCAUUGAUACAACCCAUGUUAUUGUUAGAGUAGAAUUCAUCUUCCCUCCUAAAAAAGAGCAUGUACAGUACUUAUGCUCAUCACCACACAGUAGCCCACCACCUGGUUUAGAUUAUGUUCUCCCCGGUGAGGAAACAUCUGAACUAAGCACAAACAAGCGGUGUCCUGUGCCAGACAAUGAGAAGUCUGAGAGAGAGUCCGGAGAAGUGGAGGUACAAGAGUAUGUAUAUGAGGAUCCACAUAGUCCUUUUAAAGUACUUGUCAUAGAGACAGGCAUACAAAAGAAGUCUGGGGAGACAGGCCAUGUUUCUAAGUCCGUCUUGUCUUUACCUUUCACUACUGAAAAAAAUGCAUUGAACAAGGACACUGAGAAGACUUUAGGGUUUGCUCAGCAAGACUCCAAUAUUCAGAGCCAAAAUGAGGCAAUCUCUGUUCUACAGUCUUACACUGAUGAUCCGACAAAGGAGGACAAAGGAUCUCUAAAUGAUGAUUGCAAAGGUAAUGAUGUCCUUGAGUGCGUCUCUGAAGCUAUCGUAGAGGAGGGAGUGUCAAAGGCAGCAUCAGUAGAGUUUGAUCAAGCUGAGGAUGAUGUUUGUGUGACUGAUGUCAUUCAAGAUGACACAUCUGAUCUUGGUGACGAAAUGUCAACAGAGAAUAAAGAGGAUGACAUGGAGCAGAGAGAACAGAUAUAUGACACAGCAGUGGAGAAUUACAUCAACAUUAUACCUAAAGUACAAGUGAUGACUUUACAGGAGACAGUGGUCACAAGUGAGCCCUCAAUUGAACCCUCUCACAUAACAAGCCAUGAAGCACAAAGUCAACUUGACUUUGAGACUGUCCCUGUCCCUGGCAUCCGUCUUGAUUCCCCUCCUCAUUCACCUGAAGAUUCCCCCUGCCAAUCACUGCCCUUAUCCCCCACGUCCCCCUCUCAUUGCCCUCUGUAUAGCAUAGAUCCGAUCUCUUUUCCUAACCAGCCUUUAUUAUCUCUCUUAGAUUCAAGCUCUAACCUGGAAACUCUGUCUACUGAACUCUCAGAAACUACUCCCUCAACCCAUUUCCAAUCUCCCCUUCCCACUCCCUCAGAGCCUGUUUCCCCUUCUAGCUCCUCUUCUUCUCUUGAUAUCUGCUCAAACCUCCAGUGUCCUAAUAUGCUGUUCCGAUCCACUACUGACAGAGAGGAGGCCCAAUAUCCUAAGUCUUUGUGGGACGCAGUCAACCGGAUUCGCAAACACACAGCACCUGACUCUGAGAAUGAGGAGGAGGAGGUGGUGGAGCCAUGGGAUCCAGAGAGUAUGGGUGAGGACUGUGGUCAUCUGGAAACAGGGAUGCAUUUGAUGAAGGAAAAACUAGUUGUCCCUGAUGGUCCUAAAGAGUUGGUCGUUUUCAGCUCUGUUGGUAAAAUAACAACUUUUGAAAAACCUGGAAGCUCAGAGGUUCACAGGGGAGAUGGGUUGGAAGACUUUCUAAAGAUGAAACAGCAUGGAAAAUGUACGGAGGGUUUGUUUGGCCCAAUAAUUGAUGACACCCUUGAUGAAUCUCUUGAUGACACCCUUGAUGAAUCUCUCGAUGACACCCUUGAUGAAUCUCUCGAUGACACCCUUGAUGAAUAUCUCGAUGACACCCUUAAUGAAUCUCUCAAUGACACCCUUGAUGAAUCUCUCGAUGACACCCUUGAUGAAUCUCUCGAUGACACCCUUGAUGAAACUCCCGAUGACACCCUUGAUGAAUCUCUCGAUGACACCCUUAAUGAAUCUCUCGAUGACACCCUUGAUGAAUCUCUCGAUGACACCCUUGAUGAAUCUCCCGAUGACACCCUUGAUGAAUCUCUCGAUGACACCCUUGAUGAAUCUCCCGCUGACACCCUUGAUGAAUCUCUCGAUGACACUCUUGAUGAAUCUCUCGAUGACACCCUUGAUGAAUCUCCCGAUGACACCCUUGAUGAAUCUCCUGAUGACACCCUUGAUGAAACUCCAGAUGACACCCUUGAUGAAUCUCCCGAUGACACCCUUGAUGAAUCUCUCGAUGACACCCUUGAUAAAUCUCCCAAUGACACCCUUGAUGAAUCUCCCGAUGACACCCUUGAUGAAUCUCCCGAUGACACCCUUGAUGAAUCUCCUGAUGACACCCUUGAUGAAUCUCUUGAUGACACCCUCUCCAGUAGCAGCACAGACAGCCACGGCUCCGGAGACACCGUCAUUAUAGGAGAGGAGGAGGAUGCAGAGCCAAACGCAAACGUCUCGGACUCUGAGACAGAGAAGGAGACAGAAGAAGAGGCUGAGAUCAACAAAGAGGGGGACAUUAUUUGUCAGGAGCUUAGUUUUAUUGAGGUAGAUGGAGGAAGCAGCCUGAGCCUUGGGAUGUCAACAGGCGAGACUGAUGUGAAGGGGGACAUAGAGGACAGAAAUGAGACUAGUCAGAUGGAGAAACUUCAAUAUGAAGUAGGAGAAACAGAAGAGAGACAAGAAUCUGGUGAAGUAAAAUACCAUGCGGAGGAGGAGAGAAUACAUACAGACCAAACAAUAUCUGAGGGGGAUUUUGAUAGUGUUAGAGAUCUUGAUGGGGAGGAGGGGUUGAAUCUUGGAGGGACUGAAUGAUAGGUAACAGUGAGGCUGUGUAUCAAAGUGAAACAACAAGUUGUCAGUGCACUGAGUUUGUCUAUGAUUAAAUGUUUAUUUGAAAUAUAUGAUUAUAUUAUGUGCCUCACCAAAAAUUGUAUUGUAGUUAAAAUUGGAAAGAUACACAAGAAUACCAAUCCAAAACUUUAAAACAAUUGAAAUGAUGGGGAUGCUGGAAAUGUAUGUAAUGUAAAUACAUUGUCUCCAUUUUGUCACAUUUAUAUUGAAGGGUGUGCGAGCCUUCAACAAUAUACAAAUAUUUAAUGGUUUCUGUGCUUAAUAUUUGCGGUGUUGGAAAUAAUGUUUUAUUAAAUAUUACUUUAUGCAGUGAGAUUUUUGUAAUAUAAAUUACAUUUUAGGAGUUGAUUGUUUCUGUAGUUGUUCUUGUUAUUUUUCUUUAUUUCAAAUUAAACAAUAGAACGUAUUAACCUACAACUUUUGUGUUUCGGUAGGUGUGUAGACUAAAUUUGAACUAAACAAGAUUGAGAAUGUGCAGUUGAGCUUUUAAAACAUCGCCAUUUCCUGUCCUACAACCCAUUGGAAUUAAUAAGUAUGCAAUUGAUGGCAAAUUACUGAGUUAAUUUGCAGGGACAGAUUCCUAGAUUAUCUUUCCACAAAAGGAGUGUUGCAGGAAUGCUGGGAGAAUAGGAGGUCUCAGAUAACUUCAGGUCAGGUUGAGAAUGAUAUUGCAAAAUAAUUUGGGAGUGUUCAAUCUGUGGCCUUCAGUUUAUCUACUGGUGACUCCGGAUACUUUUGUAGCCUGAACAACGUAGACUGGUGUUUUUUUAGAGGUAAAAAUGAAUUAAAAAUAUCACAUUGAUUUGGCAAGUGCAUUCAACUAUUACUACAACUAUUAUGUCAUGAAAAAGUAUAUGUGAUU
Messenger RNA from Osmerus eperlanus (European smelt), 5582 nucleotides. RefSeq lists its product as uncharacterized. The transcript has 3 exons. NCBI's taxonomy places the organism in Eukaryota, Metazoa, Chordata, Actinopteri, Osmeriformes, Osmeridae. The record is from RefSeq and is a predicted model, not a curated record. The coding region runs from base 119 to 4681 and encodes 1520 amino acids.